Chondrus crispus (carragheen) is the source of this 1272-nucleotide messenger RNA. RefSeq lists its product as hypothetical. NCBI's taxonomy places the organism in Eukaryota, Rhodophyta, Florideophyceae, Gigartinales, Gigartinaceae. The transcript has a single exon. Gene Ontology annotation, molecular function: antiporter activity. Bases 1 to 1272 code for a protein of 423 amino acids. The record is from RefSeq and is a predicted model, not a curated record. Gene Ontology annotation, cellular component: Golgi apparatus.
AUGGGCGGCAGCGCUCACGUGGAGCAUGCCGCUCGCUUCGACAUCCUCGCCGGCCUUUCCGCCGCCCGCUCUCAUGUCAACGUCACGGAGUGGCUCGCCCGCGCAAAAGUCGCCUCUUUCAUCUCGGGCUGGUUCAUCUUCUCCCUCACCAGCCUCUUCCUGGCCAAGCAUGUCUUGCACGUCUUUGAGAUUAACGAGGCCGUCUUCACGCUGUGGCAGUUUGCGAGCUCCGUCUUGUUCGGCCUGCUCUUCACCAAGGGCCUCGGCAUGCACAAACUCGCCGUCCUGAGCAAGCAGCAGCUGCGCGCCGUCGUUCCGCUUAGCGCCGCCUUCCUCAUCAAGGAGGUCCUCAAGUAUGCCUCGCUUGCUCGCGUCUCAGUCAAUCUUGUCAACACCAUUCGUUCGCUCGGCCCGCUGUUCAACGUCUGCCUCGAGCUGUUUUUCUUCGGCCACCGCCCGCAGAUGUCCGUCGUGUGGGCCUUGUUGCCCAUCAUCAUCGGCGUCGCACUCACCAGCAUCGACGAGAUCCAUAGCGCCUCUGUUACUAGCGCAGAGCUAGUCACCGCCUUGCUCGGCUUUCUCGCCGCUGUCACCUCCACGGCCAUCAACAACGCUCAGAACAUCUAUUCCAAGAUCCUCUUUGGCCGCGAACGCAUCGACCCCGUGUCGUUGCAGAUAUAUCUCUCAGCCAUUUCCCUCAUCCUCAUGUCACCGGGUAGUGUGGCCCAGCUGGCGUACCACAUCUUUACGAGCGACGCACCGGCCCACUCGUUUUUCGCGCCGUCCUGGGGUGUUGCCGCCGGCCUCGCGCUGGCAGGCUUUGUCAAUUUUGUGUCGUCGCAGCUGGCCUUCAACACCCUCCACCUCAUCUCACCGUUGAGUUACUCGGUGGCCAAUACGUUCAAGCGAGUGUGCAUUGCCGUGAUUGCCAUUUUCUACUUCAACGAACGUCUUUCCCUCGUCAAUGGAGUGGGGAUUGGCAUCUCUAUCGGCGGCGUCUUUAUUUAUGAACGAAAGUCGAGGGCGCUCAAAGAGGCUCGCAUGUACAGGAGGACACACCCCGACUCGGUGCCCAAAGCUGCCACAUUACCCACUCGGAAGCAAACAGCUUCCGGCCCGGAUCUUGUGAAGAUGGCUACCGAGCUCAACGAAUCGAGCUUGCACGACAAUCGGCAAGAGGGCAACCUAGUCCAGCACAACUUUAUUGAUGUGUCCGUCACUCCCACAGCCGCCAAUAGAGCAGCGUAUGCAAAUGUUAACUCAAAAGCCUAG